AUGGCUGAAGUUACCAGUUUGGUGCCCAAGGAGUGGUCCAUUGCACGCCCCGUCGCGAUGGCAGCUGCGACCCCAGCGCGACUCCAUCGCUCUGCCGUUUGGGACAUUGCGGUGGGUCUGCAACCACCCGAUCGGAGAGCUGCUUGGUUCACAAUGGCGGAGCUUGCGCGCGCUGCGGUAUUUGUCAGUUGGGAGAAGUUGUGA
This is a messenger RNA of Penicillium brevicompactum, 204 nucleotides long. RefSeq lists its product as uncharacterized. Lineage: Eukaryota; Fungi; Ascomycota; Eurotiomycetes; Eurotiales; Aspergillaceae. The transcript is spliced from 2 exons. The record is from RefSeq and is a predicted model, not a curated record. Bases 1 to 204 code for a protein of 67 amino acids.